GAUAUUAUGGUUUGCUUAUGAGAACUACUGUCUCGCGUGGACACUGCUUCCAUCUUGUUUAGCUUUGCGACUACUCAACACCAUGCCCUUCAGGAUACCAUGAAGGAUACGCAUUUAUGAAUCCGGUUUUGCCAAAGGAUAUUACAAGCGUCGCAGGUACCGCAGCUGCGGAAUGGCCGCGGGCACUCUCGCUGACUCAACCCUCCUGCAUUACACUUAACAACAUGUAAUGUUAGCAUACAGCGCAUGUCUUCUUGAGAGCCGUGGCUAGCUCCAGGCGUUGUCCCAUUCCGCUGCGGGCAUGCCGGCCCCGGUUUGGGUGCUCGACGCGGCUGCACCGGCGUCGGGUUCAGAGUCAGCUGAUCAGCAGAAAAGCUCUGGCGAGCCGCCGUCGCCGUCGCGCCUGCGGCAGGGUGCGCUUAAGGGCUCCAGCCUGCUGCAGCUCGACCUGCAUGGCCAGGGCCCCUCCUCGCAGGCGGCGGCACCCGCCGUGAGCGGCCCCGCGUCCCCCGCGACUGCGGCAGCGCAGUGGAAGCCGGCGAGCAGCUUCAAGUCCCUGGCUGGCCCCGAAGGCUUCGGCACCCCCGGCAGCCAGCAGCCACACCCAGGGCUGCUGCUCUCCCUGCUCUCCGCCGCCCGCGCCCCAGGGGCUGCGGCUGUAGCAGGCCGCACCUCGCCCCAGCACGCGGGUGCUGCAGCUACAGCUCCUGCUGCUGCUACUGCAUCCCCCCCCACUGCCACUGCUGCCGGAGCCGGAGGCGGAGCCGGGCCCGGCAGGCGGGCAGCGGGCGCGGGCGCAGGCGCCAGCGCCACCUCCCCGCCGCGCAUCGGCGCCGCUGCCGCGGCGGCCGCGCUCACAGGCCCACCCACAGCGCCCUUCUCCUACAGCCCACUGCUUCCGCCCCACCACCAGAACGGACAGUCCCGCAGCGGGGCCAGCGUUCCUGCCGGCAGCGGGGCCGGCACCAGCACCAGCCCUAGGAUUGGCGCCGGCGCCGGCGCUAGGGCUGCUCAGAACGGGCAGAACGGGGGAGGAGGAGGGAGUUCAGCCGGGCUGCCGCCGUCCGCGCUGAGGGUGGCCGACGGCGGCGACGUGCGGAGAGGCAGUGGCGGCGGUGCUGGCGGUGCCGGCGGCUCUGCCGCCGGUGGCGGCGCCGCAGGGGCCCGCCAGACAGCGGCCGGGCGGUCGCAUGGGCCGCUGCCGCCGGCGCCGCCGCCGGCCUACUACCUGUCAUCCGGCGCUGCAGCGGGGGCGGCGGCGGCGACAGGGGUGCGCUACCCCAGCCCUCCGGUCACGGCAUCCUCCGGCGGCAGCGGCGGCGCCGAUGCGGACUCGGCGUUUGAGUACCUGGGUGCUUAUGAGGAGGACGCGCCGAGUGGCGAGGACGAGGAGGCGGAGGAGGAGGCGGAGGGCGAGGAGGAGGCGGAGGGUGAGGAGGGGGAAGCCAGUAGCUCAGAGGGCGGGCAGGACAGCGAUGCCGAUGAGGAAGGGGAGGGAGAGGAGGAGGAUGGGGAGGAGCAAGGAGGUGCAAAGCGGCUGGGACGUCACUGGCAGCAGCAGCAGCAGCAACAGCAGCAGCAGUUGCCGCAGCGGCCGCCGGCGCGGCAGCAGGUGCGGCCGGCGGCGCCGGCGGUUGGUUCGCGUCCAGGCGCGGCAGUAGGCACGGCGGCGGCCGGGAGCCGCUUGUCGGCACAGGCACAGGCUGUAGCAGCUGCCAAGGUGGCAGCCGCCGUCAACGCCGCCAGAUCCGGCGGCGCGCCGCUGCGUGUGUUGCUGCAGACCUCGGUCUCCCCAACACUGCAGAUGCAGCGCCCGCCCAGCGGUGGUGGCGGUGGUGGUGGAGGCGGUGGAGGCGGUCGCCAGCCGCCGCCGCUGCCGCCCAGCCUGCAGCAGCUGCAACUGCAGCACCAGCAGGCGCUGGCGGCGCUGGGCGCUGGAUCUGGAUUUGGAUUCGGGCCGGGGUACGCGCCUGGUUCUGGGUUGGGACCUGGAUCUGGAUCCGGAGUGGGAUCGGGCGCGGACAACCCGGUUCUGGCAGCCUACGCGGCGGCCACGGCGUUUCCGCCGCCUGCCCACCAGCCGCAGCAGCAGCAACAGCAACAGCAGCGUGGCGGGUACCACCCACCCUACUUCAUCGCCCAGCAGCAGCAGCAGCAGCAGCAGCAGCAGCAACAACAAUACCAACAACAACAGCAGCAGCACCAGCAGCACCCCCAGCAGCACCCCCAGCAGCAGCAGCACCUGGCGGUGAUGCCCCUGUCGCUCACAAGCCCAGUCGGCAGCAAGCCCGGCACGCCGGUCGCAUUCGGCGGCGGCCGCCGCAGCUCGCAGGGCCCGCUGGCGGUCCUGGUCAGCGCCGGCGGCGCCGCCGGCUCGGGUCUCACGGUCUCUUCGUUUGGGCCGGGCGCUCUGUCGGGGCUUGGCGUCAUGGGGCUCGGCCAGCAACUCCAGUACCAGCAGCACCAUCAGCACCAACCCCAGCACCAGCACCAGCACCAGCACCAGCACCACCAGCACAACGGUCAUUACCACGCUGGCGGCGGUGGUGGCGGAGGCGUCAGUGGCUCACGGGAGGGAUCGCUGCUGGACGCCUCAUCACGGCCCGGCACCGGCGCCUCCGCCGCCUCCGCCGCCUACUGGUCUACAGGGGGCGAGUCUGCCGGCGGCGGCGGCGGAGGUGGAGGCGGCUACGGCAGCGGUUACGGCGGGGGUGUGGGCGGGCGCUAUGAGGGAGGCGAGGGCGUCGGAAGUGGGCUGCAGUCCCGCUCCUCGGCUAGGGAGCGGCGCCCGUCCGGCAGUGGCAUCGGCGGUGGCGGCGGCAGGCUGGGCGGUAGCGGCGGAGGCGGAGUGGCGGCGGAGCGGAGAGCCGCGAGUAACCCCCGCGACGCCGGCGCCCUCUCCGCCCGCGCCAGCCUUACCGGCACCGGCGGUGGCACCGGCGGCGCUGGCAGCGGCGGCGGGCGCAGCCUGAGCCGCUGCAGUAGCGCCGCCAGUACAAGCAGCCGUGGCCGUGGCGGCGCCGCUGGCACCGCCAGUGGCGGAGGCGGCGGCGCCGGAGGCGGAGGCAGCCGCUCAGUGCAGCAGACUGCUGCGCUGCUCGCGUCCCUGGGCCUGGGCUCUCCCACUGGCGCCUCCCACCCAGCCUCCGCUCGCCGCAAGGCCGGCGGCGCCGGCGCCGGCGUCAACUCCCACUCCGGCCCGCCCACGCCCUCCGCCGCCGGCGGCGGCGGCGGCGGCGCCAGCGGCGGGAGCAGCGGCUACGGGCCCGUGGCUCGUACUCGUGCCGCCACCGCCUCGGCGCGUGGCGCGGCGCGGCCGCUGCACCCGGCAGUGCUGCCGCUGCCGCGCGCGCCGGCGCCGCUCGCGGAGGCUGCGUCGGGCUCCUCCUUGUCCUCGCCCGGACCUCCGGCAGCCACCCCGGGCCGGGUGGUGGACGAGGUUCCCACGGACGCCAAGGGGCGGCCCUACCCCUACAUCCUGCCGCCCGCCUUCCCAGGCACCUGCCCCACCGUCGCCUUCGCCCACCACUACAGCCACGGCGGCAGCGGCGCCGCAGGCGCCGCCUCCGGCGGCGCAGCCGCCGGCUCCGCCGCCGCUGCCGCUGCGGCGGCGCGGCACCAGGCGGCUGGCCUGCAGCCGCUGCUGAGCCCCACGCUGUACGUAAAGUACGGCGGGGUGGCCAACGGGCCGGUGCGGGCGGCGUUCCGGGAGGGCGGGCUGCGGCCCACGCGCAAGGGGCGGCGCUGGCUGGUGCAGUGGGGCGGCAUCCUGGACGGCCCCGCCUUCGCCAAGCUGCACGCCUUCCAGCGCGUCAACCACUUCCCAGGCACGUGGGAGCUGGGGCACAAGGGCCACCUGUACCGCAACGUGUACGCGGCGCGGCGCAGGUGCCGCAGCGGCCCGGCCGCCGAGGCCUUUGACAUCGUGCCCAGGUUCUACAUCAUGCCACGCGACUAUGACGAGUUCCGGCAGGACACAGAGCGCUUCCCGGACCGCCUCUACAUCCAGAAGCCCACCAACUCCUCCCGAGGCCGCGGCAUCCGCAUGGUCACCCGCCCAGAGUCCAUCAGCCGCGACACAAAGGACACACUCAUACAGCACUACGUGUCCAACCCGCUGCUGCUCCGCGGCUUCAAGUUCGACAUGCGCGUGUACGUGGCGGCGGCGUGCCUGGACCCGCUGAGGCUGUACGUGUUCCCGGACGGACUGGCGCGAUUGGCCACAGAGCCCUACAGCGCGGACCGGGCAGACCUCAGCAAGCGCUGCGUGCACCUCACGAAUUACUCCGUGAACAAAAAGAGCGACAAGUUCGUCCAGGCAGGAGCCGGGGGCGCCGCCGGAGACGGCGCCGCCGCCGCCGCCGCCUCUUCCUCAAGCAAGGCUGGCCGUGCCAGCAUGACCGCCGGCGGCGGCGGCGGUGGCGGCGGCGGCGGCAGCCGCCACCAGCAGCACGGCAGCGGCGGGUCGACGCCGCCGGACCCGCUGUCGGAGUGUGUGGGCAGCAAGUGGAGUCUGUCGGGGCUGCGGGCGUACCUGGAGGCGAGCGGCGUGGGGCCGGGCUGGGCGGCGGUGUGGCGGCAGGUGGGCGCGCGCCUGUGGGUGUGGGGUUUUGACAUCAUGCUCACUGACACGUUCCGGGCCUGGCUCAUCGAGGCAAACACAUGCCCCAGCCUGGCCGCCGACAGCCCCCUGGACUGGCGCGUGAAGCAGUCCAUGGUGGGCGAGCUGAUGCACCUGCUGGGACCCGUGCCGUACAGCACAGAGGUGUACGAGAGGGCCACCGAGGCCAAGCGCCAGGCCCGACUCACCGGCCUACCCGCCGCCGGCAGUGGCGCCGCCGGCAGUGGCGGCGGCGGCGGCGGCGCAGACGCUGCGGCGGCGGCGGCGGCGGGUCAGGAGGGCAUUGGCGGCAGCGGCAGCUACGGCUCUGUGCAGGCGCGCACAUUGCAGGAGCUGGAGAGCGUGGACUUCACAGCCCUGUCCCCGGCCGAGCUGCCCGACAUCGUGCUAGAGGCGGAGGCGGAGAUGGCGCGGCGCGGCAGCUGGCAGCGCGUGUUCCCCUGCCAGGAGGACCCCACCCGGUACCUGGAGCUGUUUGAGACGCCGCGCCUCAACAACGUGCUGUUGUGCAAGUACUACGCCCAACGCAUGGCGGGAGGAGGCGGAGGAGGCGGAGGAGGGGCAGGAGGCGGAGGAGGGGCAGGAGGCGGAGGAGGGGCAGGAGCAGGAGGAGGGGGUGGGCUGGGGGCGCGGCCGAGCACCGUCAGCCGCGGCGCGCGCGGCGCGGGCGGGGGUGGCGGCGCGGCGCCGGGGAGUCGGCCCGCGUCUCGCAAGUAGAAGUAGAGGGGGGGCGCCGGCGGCCUGUGGAAACUCGUGCGUGUGGGGGCGGGGGUGCCGGGGAAUGUAUGUAUCAUAUGGGCAUGCAUGUGGCGGAGCCGGGCCACGGGCCGGCGUGUACGGCAUAGCGUUGAGCUGGAGCACGUGGAGUGUGCCGGUACGAUUGGAUUGGCCGGCGAGCCCCGAAAGAAUGAAGUUGAGAUCGCACGUUCAUAUGUUGUCGGCGAUGUUGAAAGGUGCUGAUGCAUGAUGGUGCUGACUACCGUAUGGUGAAAUGUUGAUGGUGGUUCGUGCCAAACUAACAUGCAAGCUCAUCAAGUAUAGCAAUGCAUACAGUAAUGUUAGGCAACGUGCGUGACCCACGUGCGUGACCUAGGCGCUGGCUUUGAUGAUAGAACGCGUCAUGCGCGUCUGUCAAGCUGGCACAGGGCCUGGGUUUGCCUGGGUUGCGCAAGACGAAUUUUGAAUGACAUGUGUGUGUGUGUGUGUGUGUGUGUGUGUGUGUGUGUGUGUGUGUGUGUGUGUGUGUGUGUGUGUGUGUGUGUGUGUGUGUGUGUGUGUGUGUGUGUGUGUGUGUGUGUGUGUGUGUGUGUGUGUGUGUGUGUGUGUGUGUGUGUGUGUGUGGCGACGUUACGGGGCAGUUGGUGGAGGGAGUCCGUGGAUGCGAAAGGGGCAGUGUGCCAGUGUGCGCCAAGGGUCCGUGGGUGCGACGGCGGCCGUCACGGCCCCGUAACGGCUUUUGUAAGAGCACAACGUA
Chlamydomonas reinhardtii is the source of this 6095-nucleotide messenger RNA. RefSeq lists its product as uncharacterized. Gene Ontology annotation, cellular component: cilium. Gene Ontology annotation, biological process: protein polyglutamylation; microtubule cytoskeleton organization. Bases 302 to 5338 code for a protein of 1678 amino acids. The record is from RefSeq and is a predicted model, not a curated record. Lineage: Eukaryota; Viridiplantae; Chlorophyta; Chlorophyceae; Chlamydomonadales; Chlamydomonadaceae. The transcript has 11 exons. Gene Ontology annotation, molecular function: tubulin binding; tubulin-glutamic acid ligase activity.